This is a messenger RNA of Mytilus trossulus (common blue mussel), 1408 nucleotides long. RefSeq lists its product as uncharacterized. Lineage: Eukaryota; Metazoa; Mollusca; Bivalvia; Mytilida; Mytilidae. The record is from RefSeq and is a predicted model, not a curated record. Bases 4 to 1362 code for a protein of 452 amino acids. The transcript is spliced from 5 exons.
AACAUGACGGAUACUGGAAAGAUAUACAAAGAAGAUCUCCUGAAACUGUGGCAGCAAAAAAGUUUCCAUACUGACAUACCCGAUGACGACUUCAAAGAGUUCGUAAUUCAAGUUCUCAUACAUCUAGAUGUGUUGGUUCUUCCAAAACGAUACUCAGGCAAGAGUAAUGUACACUUAGAUUAUUUUUUGGUUCCAUGCACAGUCAAAGAGAAGAUGCAGAUGUCAUUUCUGGAUGACAAAUCGUUUUCAAACAGGACAAUAUCUUUGGUCUAUCGAUUACAUCAAUCGUCCAUACCCUCAGCAUUGUCCUUUAAACUUAUUGGUGCGAUAAGUGGUAUCUGGCCCAUCAAGGAACUGAACGACUGUCCAUUAUUGUACCACUGCUCAGCCGUCUUAUGUGUUGAUGGACAAACCGAAUUACGAAUAAUAGUAGAGGAUAAGAGAGUCAUCAUCUACCUCACACACGAAUUGUCUAAGCAUUUCAUCUCUCUCGAUAUUGCUGCGAGUAUCCAAGAAUGUUUGACCUUGACUUUAGUGGCUGUUUUGACAAUCUAUCUUAGCAGUGUUGGAAAGAGCUACCGAAAAAUGAAUGUAUCAAACCUCUUUCAGAUUGAAAUUGGAGAGAUUUGUGAUCGAUCUCCAUGUGUAGUGUCCAUUUCAAAGGCAGUUAACGCUUUAAACUGGGUCUGUGACAAAGGAAUUAAUCAUGAUACCAAAUGUUCUCGGCUAUGGUUCUUCGACAAGGCACAGAAAGAAUGUCAAUCAAAUUGUACAGGUCUCGAUAAAACUGUUUUGACAAAGUCACCAACAGACAAACACCUUGCCAGACUUGCCAAGCAGCUAAGUAUCAACAAAUGUAAAGAAUUAGUGUUAUAUCUUGGUAUAGAAGACACAGAGUGGGAAGACAUUGAAUAUGUCUACCAAAAGCAGCCUUUGAUUAUGAAAUUCAUGGCAUUGAAAAAACAGCCUUCCAAAUCAUUUAAUGAUUUGCUUAAAGCACAAGAAGACAUUAAAGAUGGAAGGCAUUUACUAUGCAAGGUGUUCAGAGAAGACACAGUUUUAGUUGAUAUUGCAGAUGUUCGACUACAAGAAAUUCCACAUGAUGAUGUUUUAAAUGGUUUGUCCAAGCACCUUGGUAAUUGCGCAAUACUUUUGGGGAUCGAACUAGGAAUAACUAUCACUUCUAUAGAGGAGACAAUGACACGGCAUCCUAGGGAUAUGUACCUUCAGAUAGAAGACAUCCUAAGAAAAUGGAAAUUUUCAAGAAAAGUAAAACCUACAAUAUACAGAUUGAUGCUUGCUGUGGAACGUGUAUACAGUGGAGGGUUGAGUUAUCUAACGGAUAUAUAUUUGGGACAAUAAUAUGAUUGUGUUCAAUCUUUGAAAAAUAGUGAACAGUAUUCAUUAA